AGACUACUUCGUUGUGGAUGAAAUCUCCUUCGCCUUCGAUCAUUCCUCCUGGGAGUAUCAAUUUGAUCUCCUUGUGCUUUUGUUUAUUCAUGUAACAACACUUCGGGUAACAGUUACGUAGAGUUACUUGUUCUUCGCCAAGGUAAGAUUUUUUUAUGAGAUAUUCGUUUUUGUGCAUGAUCACAUCAAAAUAUUUUUUGUCAUAUUCAUUUCGGUGCGUGAUCACAUCAAAUUUUUUUUUUAUUGUUUUUGUUCUUAUUGCCUUUCUCACAUCAAAUUAUUUUUUUGUUUUUGUUCUUAUUGCCUUCCUCGUAUUCCGUUUCUGCACGCUUGUGCGCAAAUUUAGAGUUCUAGGAUAGGUAGAAAAGUGUUCAUCCUCCAGUAUCUCCGGAGUCCUUGUUGUUAUCGUCCUCUGGUGUAAGUAAAAACUUUUGAUUUUGAGACCUUGUGGAUAUUGAUACUUUUACGAGGAAGGAGUAAGCUAUCAAAGAUCAGCAAAAUGGCAGCCCGACAGGAGCACCGUGAGGCGAUGAAGCGACUCUGUGAGCGAGUCUUUACUGGCAUGUCGCCGCAAGCGAAGCGUCAGUUUUUGCGCAAUAAUGGAAUUAAUGUAUUUGAUUUUAAAGAUUUAGCUCUUCUUCAUUAUGUUAGAUGUUAGUGGUCUGCAUUUCUAUAACUUCACAUAUAACAACGAAACUCCUUUGCAGCACUUUACAUCUGUGUGACCUCGUUUUAGAUAUUUUUUCUUCCUCUCAUGAUAACAGGAAGAGGAGAUUGCUGGCACGAUGACGCCUAUAGAGGUUGUCCAGGCACCGAUCAAUAAUGCGAGGGAAGAUGGUUUCAACACUCCUCGUGGUGAAGAAGAGCAGGCUCGUGUAGAAGGAGCACACGAAGAGGUUGCAGCAGAUGACACAGAUGAAGCUAUUACUCAGUGGAUCGAGGAUGUGUGGAAUCGCAGUGAAGGGAAUAAGGACUGGAAGAAAGCUCAGGAUGUGAUGAGGGCGUUGCCAGAUUAUCCACAUCUCAUCGAGCAGGCGGAUGAGCAGCACGACUUUCUUCCGAGUAUUCAGGUGGAAGUGGAUGGAAAUCGAGCAAGGUAGUGGGGGUUUCAUUUUUGGGAAAGUCAUUAGAUUGUUCUUCGGCUUCUACGUAUGCAUUCAUGUUGAUUGAGGAUGGUAGUGAAUAUUUAUAAUUUAGUUAUUUUCUUCCUCUGGUGUAAUUAAUUUCAUCCCUAAAUUCAGGUUCUUGCGCGAUCGCGAUUUGAUGAGCGACUGGGAUUACAAAAACACUUACAUGCGAACUUUCCCAGGUGGUGACGAAGUUGAACAAAAAGAGUUUCUUGACCUUGGUGGCAAAACGGUACUGCUACUGAAUAUUAGGACUGUAGGCUUGAAAGAUCGCGGGAUGAUGAAAACACUUUGAGGUUAAAGCUCUGCCAGUGGGCUUUUUUUGGUCUUAUCCUUUAUUUCAAAUUCACAGCGGGCGAGUCUUACGAAGAUUCUGAUCAAGAGCAAACUGGCGGAAGCGGAAAAAGAUUGGCUGCGUUCGAUCGACAAGAAAGAUACCAAAAACAUGAUGUUAAGGUGGAAGAUUUUUAUUUUUUGUUUCUGGUACUCCCGACUCUCCUGUGGAUAUUAUUCUUCUGGGAAUAUCUAGUCUCAUUUUUCUAGCAGGGUAGACAGCUUUCUAAUGAGCAGCCUGAUCUGCAUGGUGCUGCUGGACAUCCGGAAUUUUUUCUCGGAGGAUCAUCGAUUGAAAGUGGAGCGAUCAAUGACGCGCUCGGGAGUCACUUACAAGGUGUUGCUGAAAAAAAUUUUAAGGCUAUUCGAUUUUUCGUAUCAUGGAUUUCAUUCGAGGAAGAAAAAGUAAGCGAGUAAAAAGAUAUCUUCUAAUGCAGCUAAAGCAGAUUUUCACCAUCGACCGCCUUCUGGUCCUCACGGCGUUCGAGGACUUAGGCUUCUAGAAGGUAGGCAAGGAUGGAAGCAAGCGAAGGUGAAAAUGGAAAAGCUCGAAUCAGAACCCACAUGAAGAUGCUUUAUCUAUUGGAGAUUGGUGUGUAGGUGAAUUGUUUUGAUGAGCCCCGCUGUCUACGAUAGAUGGAGAUGUGUACUAGCACGAAUUAGAACCCACAUGAAAGAAGUAGCUUUAUCUAUUGGAGAUUGGUGUGUAGGUGAAUUGUUUUGAUGAUCCCUGCUGUCUACGAUAGAUGGAGGCUUGUCCUAGCAUUGUGCAGGUGAUGAAGGAGUUAAUAUUUGAACCCCUUGCUUCGUCUUUGUCUGACGGAUCGGUCAAAAUGGUAGGAGUUGUGUUGCGUAUUUCUGGAUUCAAGAUAUUGGAAUAUAUAAUAUUCAUAAAUAUGUUCAUGAUAAGUGAAAGUAGUACGUAGUUGACAUACGCAUACUAGCUCAUAUUCGUCAAGCGUUUCGGCCCACACACCACGAACAUCAAGAUGCACUACAUACUAGCAAUGAAGAUGUAAAUUUUUUCAAUAUAUGAACAGGUUUCGACUGUAAAAACUUGAGUUCUGAGAAUCCAUAGAUCUGUUAAGAGUUCAACUUUUCACUCUGGUGAGAUCUUGGGAAGAUGGAUUAUGCUUACGAGAAAACAAUGAUGGUAUUACUUUAUACCUGUGUGAGAAGCGACAGCACAUAACAGGCGUUGAGAUAUGUGAGGGCAUGGAAACUCUCUGUUGAGUAGGCAAGAAAAUCUGCUCUGUAAUAGAUGAAGAAAAAAAAAAUGGAGGAGACAUGGCG
Amoebophrya sp. A25 is the source of this 2753-nucleotide messenger RNA. Lineage: Eukaryota; Dinophyceae; Syndiniales; Amoebophryaceae. The record is from the annotation of a GenBank genome assembly.